This is a messenger RNA of Piliocolobus tephrosceles (Ugandan red Colobus), 1317 nucleotides long. RefSeq names its product RAD51 paralog C (gene RAD51C). The record is from RefSeq and is a predicted model, not a curated record. Gene Ontology annotation, molecular function: ATP binding; ATP-dependent DNA damage sensor activity; crossover junction DNA endonuclease activity. Lineage: Eukaryota; Metazoa; Chordata; Mammalia; Primates; Cercopithecidae. The transcript is spliced from 9 exons. Gene Ontology annotation, biological process: reciprocal meiotic recombination; meiotic DNA recombinase assembly; DNA repair. Gene Ontology annotation, cellular component: replication fork; Rad51C-XRCC3 complex; Rad51B-Rad51C-Rad51D-XRCC2 complex. The coding region runs from base 96 to 1199 and encodes 367 amino acids.
ACGCCGCACGCCCUGGCGAGGGCGUGCGCAGUUUGGCUGCUCCGGGGUUGGCCCCUGAGCUCGCGCGACUGCGCGGCAAGACGUUUGGCUUUGAAAUGCAGCGGGAUUUGGUGAGUUUCCCGCUGUCUCCAGCGGUGCGGGUGAAGCUGGUGUCUGCGGGUUUCCAGAUUGCUGAGGAACUCCUAGAGGUGAAACCCUCCGAGCUUAGCAAAGAAGUUGGGAUAUCUAAAGCGGAAGCCUUAGAAACUCUGCAAAUUAUCAGAAGAGAAUGUCUCACAAAUAAACCAAGAUAUGCUGGUACAUCUGAGUCAGGCAAGAAGUGUACAGCACUGGAACUUCUUGAGCAGGAGCAUACCCAGGGCUUCAUAAUUACCUUCUGUUCGGCACUAGAUGAUAUUCUUGGGGGUGGAGUACCCUUAAUGAAAACAACAGAAAUUUGUGGUGCACCAGGUGUUGGAAAAACACAAUUAUGUAUGCAGUUGGCAGUAGAUGUACAGAUACCAGAAUGUUUUGGAGGAGUGGCAGGUGAAGCAGUUUUUAUUGAUACAGAGGGAAGUUUUAUGGUUGAUAGAGUGGUAGACCUUGCUACUGCCUGCAUUCAGCACCUUCAGCUUAUAGCAGAAAAACACAAGGGAGAGGAACACCGAAAAGCUUUGGAAGAUUUCACUCUUGAUAAUAUUCUUUCCCAUAUUUAUUAUUUUCGCUGUCGUGACUACACAGAGUUACUGGCACAAGUUUAUCUUCUUCCAGAUUUCCUUUCGGAACAUUCAAAGGUUCGAGUAGUGAUAGUGGAUGGUAUUGCUUUUCCGUUUCGUCAUGACUUAGAUGACCUGUCUCUUCGUACUCGGUUAUUAAAUGGCCUAGCUCAGCAAAUGAUCAGCCUUGCAAAUAAUCACAGAUUAGCUGUAAUUUUAACCAAUCAGAUGACAACAAAGAUUGAUAAAAAUCAGGCCUUGCUCGUUCCUGCAUUAGGGGAAAGUUGGGGACAUGCUGCUACAAUACGGCUAAUCUUUCAUUGGGACCGAAAGCAAAGGUUGGCAACAUUGUACAAGUCACCCAGCCAGAAGGAAUCCACAGUACUGUUUCAAAUCAAACCUCAAGGAUUUAGAGAUACUGCUGUUACUUCUGCAUGUUCAUUGCAAACAGAAGGUUCCUUGAGCACUCGCAAACGGUCACGAGAACCAGAGGAAGAAUUAUAACCCAGAAACAAAUCUCAAAGUGUACAAAUUUAUUGAUGCUGUGAAACCAAUGUGUACAAGUGGACUUGUUACUUUAAAGUAUAAAUAAACACUAUGGCAUGAAUGAAUCCAGAUUAUA